CACCUCUGGAGUCCUGCAUGAUAAUUUUGCAAAAUAUUAGAUCAUAAAGAGUGUAAUUAGUAGUGGUGUAGUAUAAAAGUGCUUGCAAAAUUAGUAAUAGUUCUGAACCUCAGAGAAGUUGAUUGGUUACUUUUCCACCCUCACUUACCUUAAAUUCAUUGGCUCACUGAUAUUUUUAAUGUAGAGGUGAAUACUGAAGAACAGCUAACACUUCUAAAGCAUAGAAAUGAAUCACUAUGCAAUGCAUUAAGAAAUUCCUUUAAAAAUGAAGAUUGCAUUUUUGGUUCUCUACACUUUUCAUGUGGGCUGUUGCAUUCCAUUUAUUCAAAAUGGUGAACAAAUUAAAAAACCUUCAGCACAGUUUGCUCCAAGGCGUGUAUAUCCACUUCUCUACCCAAGGUAUCAACCCAGGCUUCCCCCAUUAGUAUAUCCUAGACGGCCCACUUACCCUCCAGUGCCCGCACCCAGACCAGCAGUUCCUCCUGUAAUUGUAAUAUCACCCAGAUCUUCAGGUCCCUCCCCUCGUGGUGGUAUUCCAUUACCAGGAGGCGUCCCCAGUUCAGGGAUUGGAGGAAUGUCUCCUGCAUCACCUCCUGCCCCUGCAUCAAUACCUGUGCCAGUACCAGUGCCCGUGCCUGUGCCAGUACCAAGACCUGCUCCACCCACUGCUCCUGCUAUAAGACCUGCUCCUGCCCCUGUUUCUCCACCAGCACAGCAGGGUCCCCAAAUUAUUGUUCUUCCUCGAGCACCAGCCCCACCUCGCCCUUCACCACCUUCAAUUAUAUUUUUACCACCUACUGUUAUAUCAGGAGCAGGUGGAGGCUCUGGAGGCAAUGGGGCUGCACGUGGACCUAGGCCUGGAAUAAAUGGGUUUGGGACAGGACCCGGGAGUGGAGCAGGUCCUGGUUUUGGACCGGGAUUUGGUUCAGGGCCUGGAUUCGGUCCAGCGCCUGGAUUUGGUCCAGCACCUGGAUUUGGUCCAGCACCUGGAUAUGGUCCCCCACCAGGUUUUGGUCCUAGUCCUGGAUUUGGUCCAGCACCUGGAUAUGGUCCCCCUCCAGGUUUUGGUCCUAGUCCUGGAUUUGGUCCUGGCCCUGGAUUUGGUCCAGGUGGCCCUGUCUUUCCUAGUGGGGGCAGUGGUCCUUUACAACCAGUAGCACAGGCGCCUAUACCUGCACCACCCCCUGCUCCAAUUUUCAUAUUUCCUUUUAUUCCACCAGAAUCUGGAGGAUUCUUAGAUGGGCCUCGUCAACCAAUAGCAGCACCAACUCCUGCUCCUUCACCAGCCCCAGCCCCAGCCCCAGUUAUUGUUAUAUACCCACCAACUGAAGAAGAUGCCAAGGGACUUAAUGGCCAGAUUCCAGGACAGGCAUUUCCUCCUGCAAUACAACCACCACCACAACCCCCACCGUCUCCUCCUCCCCCUCCACCUCCUCCUCCACUACCACCAAUAUUUAUUUUUCCUCCUGCACCAGCACCAGCACCAGUACCACCACCUGCACCGGCACCUGCUCCUUCCACAGGGGCUGCAGGUAUUCCUUCAUUUUUGCCUCCACCAGCCCCUGCCCCUGCUCCUGCCCCUUCUGUUUUCAUAUUUCCACCACCUAGUCCUUUACCAGAAGAUCCAGUUCCCCCGCCUGUCCCUCCAGCACCAUCAGGAGAAGGAGAUGCCUCUGGUAUAGAUCCCUUAUUUCCCAUUGCUCCUGUAUUUGUUUUCCCACCACCAGCUCCUGUUCUAACACCAUCUGUCUCAGACCCAUCUGAAGGAGAAGCACUCUAUCCAGAAUCAGCAUCUCCAUGUCCCGUCUCUGGCUUAGCUCCAUCCCCAAGCCCAGUACCUGCUCCCGUUCCUGCUCCAGCUCCGACAAUAUUUAUUUUUCCCCCACCAUCAGGUCCUGAAGCUAGUCCAGCAGAUCCAGGUUUUACUGAUGCUGCCCAUCCAUUUCCUGCACCAUCUCCCCCAGCUCCAGGUCCUCCUAUAUUUAUUUUCCCUGAUUCACGUGGUGACUUAGAUGGGCCAGUCUAUGGCAAUGAAGAGUAUGGUUUCCCUGUGGAUUCAGGGUAUCCAGUUAUAUCAUUUGGAAUGUUGAAGUCACCCAAAACACCUCCUUCAACACCUAAAAUGAAACGCUCCUAUGCGUGGAAUAAGUUAGUUCAAGCUCCAAGUGAAAAACAAAUACCUUCAUUAAAACUACAUUCCACAGUAACUGGAAAACAGGAAAAAAUGGCUUAAAGAUGUGUCUUAGCAGCAAUUCCUCCUCCAGAUGUUUCAUGCAUAAUGGUGCAUAAGCAAUCUAAAGAUGCUGAAGUUUACAUUUUGCUGUUAACUUUGCACAGCCUUGACAUAAUUUUAAGGGUGAAUAUUGUGCUUGACAAAGAAACCACCUGAAUUAAAUAAAUAUCAGGUAUAGGAUGUAGAUAAAUCUGUAACUUCAGGAGAACAUUUAU
Molecule: messenger RNA, 2448 nt
Organism: Erpetoichthys calabaricus (reedfish)
Lineage: Eukaryota; Metazoa; Chordata; Cladistia; Polypteriformes; Polypteridae
Product: basic proline-rich protein-like
Exons: 4
Coding region: 266-2233 (655 amino acids)
Source: RefSeq, a predicted model, not a curated record